This is a messenger RNA of Pristis pectinata (smalltooth sawfish), 7387 nucleotides long. It is a transcript of the gene sec22c, whose product is annotated as SEC22 homolog C, vesicle trafficking protein. Lineage: Eukaryota; Metazoa; Chordata; Chondrichthyes; Rhinopristiformes; Pristidae. The coding region runs from base 146 to 1057 and encodes 303 amino acids. The transcript has 7 exons. The record is from RefSeq and is a predicted model, not a curated record. Gene Ontology annotation, biological process: endoplasmic reticulum to Golgi vesicle-mediated transport.
CACGGCCUUGUCCGGCGCAUGCGCGGAUCAGAUCGGCCGUGCGCACGCGCAAGGUGCCCUCCCCAGCCCGCCCAGCGCGCAUGCGCAGCGGCGAUGAAGCGUCGAUAAGAGGCGAUAGUAGCCUUCAUGAAUACUAGGGAACACGAUGUCUAUGAUCCUAUUUGCCUAUGUUGUCCGGGUGAAGGAUGGGUUGCCGCUUUCUGCUUCCACAGACUUUGAAUACAGUAGGGAAUUGCAAGAAUGUAAAAAGCAUCUGAAGAUGGUGUCCAAAAUGCUUGGGCAAUUUCCUGGCCGUGGAACUGUGAAGAACAAUCAGCUUCACAUACAUUUUACUUCUUCACAGGGUGUUGCCUACAUGACCAUCUGCUGUAGCUACUAUCCCACAACGAUGGCGUUUUGUUUCCUAGAGGAACUUGGAAUGGAGUUUGUUUCUUCCUUUGAAGUUGCUAAAAUCCAGCUGGUAUCAAGACCCUAUGCUUUUCUUGAAUUUGACAGUGUGAUACAGAAGAUAAAAUGGCAUUAUAAUUAUUCAAACCGUCCAUCGUUAAAGAUCAGUGUGACAAAUAUCCAGAGGGAGCUAAAGGUGACGCCUCCCCGACAGGUGAAUCUGGAUGAUAUUGUGGUUACCAAUGGGACACUGAAUGGACAUCUGCAUUUAUGUUCUGGCUCUGCACCCAACUACAGACUGGAGCCCGUGAGUGCAGUUGGGAUCCUCUCAGUUAUCCUUAAUAUUGUAUGUGGAGCUCUCAAUUUGAUCCGUGGAGUUCACCUCAUUGAACACAACUUUCAGGACGGUAAUGAAGAAAAGGGAUCAGUUGUUGCAUUUCUUGUAGCUUUUAUUACCUGUGUACUUCAGUGUUACCUGUACCUCUUCUAUGUCUCGGCCAGGAUGAUCAAGGCACCUGGAGCACUGGCUCUUAUUUGUAUAUGCAAUUUUUAUUUAUUUGGGCUGAGGAACUUUUGGCAAAUCCUCUUCCACUUAGGGGUGGCUUGUCUAUCCACACAUCAGAUAUUGUCAAGGAAGCUCACAGAGAGACUAGCUGACUGUGGAGUCUGACCUGUUGACCAACUCUGCUGGUGGAAAAGUUCAGCGAUCGAGCUCUCUCAAACGUGCCUUCAGUAUGUCUGAUAAUGUCAACGCCAUUGUCAUUGCUGCAGUCACUGCCUGGACAAAAUGAAAUGCAAGGAGUCUAAAAUGUAUGCCCUUUCUCAAAAUGGCAAGUCCAACGAAAGAGAAAUGGAAUUUCCUUUGGUACGAGAGGAUGAUGAUAAGUCCUUCACAAGUCUAAAGUUUGGUGUAUGAUGAUAAAUCCAGAGGAAUAACUGGAUCAGUACCUCAUGGUGUGCAGAGGGAAAGCCGAGACCUAGUGUAGCCCUCACGUUUACCCGGCGGGAGAUGUUCAGAUGUGGGAAACGCCAUAUAUUCUAUUCUUUAAAGUCGUAUAUUCUGCCCGUAUUCCUACUGUAAAUUGUGGUGUUUCAUUUGGCAAGCUGUAGUUAUGUCCCAGAGUUGGUCUUGCAGCACCACCACUCCGUGAGAAGGUGGAAUUGCAAGAUGAUAGGGUCACUUUUCCCUGUAGAUAGAGACAGAGAGCCUGGAGAGAUGGUGGAGACAAGGAGAUUAAUCAGUUAUCAUGUUUUAAUAUGUGUAACUCAAAUAAUGAUCCUUUAUUUUAAAACAAAUUGAGGUUGAUUAACAGGAUAGCUCAAGAGAUAAUGUCUUUAGAAUUUAGUGCCAUUAAUCAUGUUGCAGUAAUUUUAUUCUCCAGAUGUGUUUUCCCAGAGUUUACUGGUUCAGAAGACUCUCCUUCACUCAGGUGGGAAGCAGUGAUAUAUUAAGGAUGUGUUGCAGCCAAACUGUUUGCUCAGAAGGCAACCAUUCAGUUUUGAAGAUUGUCAGAGUACUCCUUUGUUCAUUUCUCUGGCCUUUUGUUUGCUUGGAGGGACUUUCUUUCCAAGUUCCCAAUUGAACCCAAAGUGAUCCAGACCUCCCUUGAUCAGUGUCAACGUAAGUGGUACCUUGUGUCAUGAGCUUCCUGCACUCUGAUUCUUUUCUUACCACUGUGGCAUGCCAGGCAUUAAGUGUUGUUAACUCCAGCAGUGAAUGCUGCCUUUCCAUUCUGACAGGAUCAUGGUAUUCUAGUGCGACUCAUUAUAACUCGUGAUUUCCAGAAGGUGUUGAGUCCUAAAAUGAUGCCGUCCACUGCUUUAUCCACUUGGGAUUGCACUGCAUGUGACACGUGAUAUGUCUUACAGUAAAUCUGAAACCAUGUGACCCAGGACAUUUUCAUUCACUUGUACAGCUUGGUAUUCUGAAGGAAGCUAGAAUUCUUCAGGAGGAAAGGGAAUUGAUGAAUUGGUAUUGGUUUAUUAUUGUCACGUGUACUGAGAUACAGUGAAAAGCUUUAGUUUGCAUGCCAUCCGGACAGAUCACGCCGUACAUUGAGGUAGUAAAGAGAAAAACAGAAUCCAGAAUAUAAUGUCGCAGUUACAGAGAAAGUGCAGUGCAAGGGUCAUGACGAGGUCGAUUGGGAGAUCUGAGUUCAAGAGUCUGAUAGCAGCGAGAUAGAAAAUAUUUAUUUUCAUUCUGGCAUCAUUGGCCAGGCUACCACUUACGGGAUACUUCUGGCUGCCCUUGAGAAGAAGGUGAUGAGCUGCCUUCCUGGACCACUGCAGUUUGUGUGCUGCAGGUAUUGGCGCAUUCUUGCACGGGUGUUCCAGGCAAUGGAGAUACACGUCCAGAGUACCUUGAAGUUGGAUCAGUGGUCUUGCUUACUCCAACCUGAAUGCACAGAACAUUUGAGCGCUUUCUUUUACAGAUUAUGCAUGCACUAUUAUGGUUUUUAAAGAAAUUUUUAUAUUCAUUGUAUUUAUUCUAUUUCAAAUGUAAAGUCUUAGCUAACAAAUUAGUGUAAGUGCACUAUUGUCUAUAAUGUCUGUGCUAACUUUAGAGAUCUUUAGCAGUAGAUACAUGCAUUUUGACACAAAACUGGUUUUUGUGAUUGGUUCAUGUAUCUAUUGACUUGAUUAUAAGCCAAGGAUUCUAAAGGUUUACUUGAUAUUUGUCGUAACCUUGGGGGUGGGCCAUUGGCUGAAUAUUCAGCUUGUGGUAUGUACUUGGGUUGCCACUUCAAGUUCACACUGCAGGGCUGAAUACUUCAGUGUGGGGUUAGUGCAGGUUGGUUCUCACUUUCCCAUCUUAUGAGCAGCAGAGCUUCCUAAAUGGGCAAGGAGCUGCCCUACUGAUCUGUUUAUACUGAAUUGGUUUUAUGUUCCCCACCAAUAUGACACAAAGUUCCACUGCCCCUCUAGCCCACUUGCCCUCUCCGAAAGAGAUGUGACUUGACACCUUUAAGUGACCCUAUCACCUCCUUUGCUAACUACUUGCGCAGAGAAUCCUUCUUUCCUACAUCAUAAAGUUGGUCCUGAGGUAGCUGUGACAGCUGGGGAACCUGAGAGGCUGUAUGGUGCUUUGUGUUAUGUGUGAUUCUUCAGCUGAGUGACAGAUGGCACCCAUCUCCUCUCUAGGCAAACUGUACUGCACUUGAUGUACCUAAGUGGUCUUCCAGCCAGGUAUGAUCCAGGCCUCUGCUUAGAUCAGAGUGGAUCAGGUGUUCCCGGACUAGUACCAAUGGGCAUCUGCUCUCUUCACAGUCUGCUGUCUUUGCUGAAAGGUGACAAAAACAAGAUCUGAUUGGUUCUCAUGGAACUUGACCUCCAUUCACAAAAUGAAACCAAUCUGUUGACAUUUAGAGUUAUAGAGUCAUACAGCACGGAAGCAGGCUCUUCGGUCCAACUGGAUCAUGCCAACUACCAUUCCCAUUGGCCGCGUUUGGCCCAUAUUCCUCUAAAUUUUUCCUAUUCAUGUACCUGUCCAAGUACCUUAUAAACGUUGCUAUUGUACCUGCCUCAACCACUUCCUCUGGCAGCUCAUUCCAUAUACGGACUACCCUCUGGGUGAAGAAGUUGCCCCUCAGGUUCCUAUUAAACCUCUACCCUCUCACCUUAAACCUGUGCCCUCUAGUUCUUGAUUCCCCAGCUCUGGAAAACAAAUUGUGCGCAUUAACCCUAUCUAUGCCCCUCAUAAUUUUAUGCACCUCUAUAAGGUCACCCCUUAUUCUCCUACGCUCUAAUGAAAAAAGUCCCAACCUGCUCAACCUCUCUCCAUAAUUUCUGCUUGUUUCACUGGUCUGGAGAGGGAGGAGUUUCCUUAUGCUCAUAUUCAAGGCGAUGGAGGUGUGUCAACCUGACUAGAACACAGAUCGUGAUUUGAAUCUUGAACUCUGAGAGUUAGCUGCCAAAAAAUGGCUUUUGCACAAGAGUUGCAGAAUGUACUGCCUCAUAGAUUCACAUUUAACUGUAGUGUUUGGAGCAAAAAGCAAACUGCUGGAGGAACUCAGCGGGUCAGGCAGCAUCUGUGGAAGUAGGGGGAUGGUCAACUUUACAUGUCAAGACCGUGCAUCAGGAAAUGUCGACCCGACAGAAGUUUAUAUGAGAGGCAGAAAUAGCAUAGACAGCCAGAAUCUUUUUCCCUGGGUAGAAAUCUCAAAUACCUGAGGGCAUAAAUUUAAGAUGAGAGGGGGAAAGUUUGAAGGAGAUGGGUUUUUACACAGAGUGGUGGGUAGUGCUGGAAGCAGGUACGAUAAUGGCGUUUGAGAGGUGCUUAGACAGGCACAUGAAUCUGGGGGAUAUGAAUCAUGUGCAGGCAAAAGGAAUUAGUUUAAUUUGGCAUCAUGGUUGGCACAGACGUGGUGGGCCAAAAGGCCUGUUCCCAUGCUGUAAUCUUCCAUGUUGUACUGGAGCCCUGGGGCGAGGGAGCUUAUUAAAAAAUACUAAAAUGGUUUCCCAUUUUCUGCAUUGAUUUUUUUUGUCUGAGAACAACUGAUGAAGCUUCUUAUUGUAGCCAGAGCAGCAACUUAGUGGCAACCAGCUCCUGCUUUUGCACGUCUCCCACACAGAUUUUUGGAGACUCCACUGAUCUUGCAUCUGCCACAUGUAAUGAAGUGUGCAAUGCUGGGGAUUGUUCAUGACAUGGCAUCCACUAGUAAGGUUGAAGUUUGUGUCCCAGCACCUGGAUAUAAAACUGCAGCUGACAGCUGCUUAGGUGGUAUGAGAGGAGACUUAUCUUCACAAUGAAAUGAACCAUGCUGUGUUAUUACUUUACAUGAUAGAAGAAUAUAAUAUUUAAGAUUAUGAGAGGCAUAGAUAGGGUAGAUAGUAAAAAAUCUUUUUCCCUUGAUAGAGGUAUCAAAAACAAGAGGACAUAGGUUUAAGGUGAGGGGAAGGAGUUUUAAAAGGGAUUUGAGAGGUAAGUUUUUACAGAGUAGUUGAUAUCUGGUACAUGCUGCCAGAAGCAGUGGUGGAGUCAGAUACAAUCACUAUGUUUAAAAGGUAUGUAGAUAGGCACAUAAUAGGCAAGGCAGAGAAGGAUAUGGCCCUAAAGCAGGCAAAUGCAAGCUUAGUGUAGACGGGCAAAAAGGUUGGCAUGGAAGUGGUGGGCCGAAGGGCUUGUUUCUGUGCUGUAUGACCGACUGUUAUCCAACAAAUGUGUUUGCAGACAAGCAAGUCUUGAGUUUGACCAUUCAGCAAGUUUUCCAACGUCACUUUCACUCUUUUAAUGGAAGCACUCUGAAUGUGUUUUGGGCACCAUUGAGUGAGCUGUGGAUGUUGUGCUCUGUUUUCUUGUACUUGUACCGUCACAGGAGGUGAUUCUUCCCGUCAGGUCAGUGCUGACUGCCGGAGGAGCAGUCACAUUAAUCUCAUUCUCUCCCCUUAGUUCCCUGUACUUCUGCAACUUGCCUGUCUCACCCAUGAACUCCCCUUUGAUUCCUUCUGCAUUAAUUGACAGCAAGGGAUAACUUACAGUGGCUAAUUUACCUACCUACACAUCUUUGAGAUAACCAAAGCACCCAGAAAGAAAACCCACCUGGUCAUAGCUGGAAUGUUCAAACUCCACACGGACAGUGCCCAAGGUCAGGAUUGAACCCAGGUCCCUGGAGCACCUGCAUGUCGCAGGAGGAGGUGCAAAGUAUAUAGUUGUGGCGCACUGGUUAAAUUAAUGACUGGAAACCAAGAGGCCUGGACAAAUAAUGCAGAGACCCCGGUUCAAGUCCCACCAUAGCAGCUGUGGAAUUUAAAUGAAUUUAAUAAUCUGUAAUUUAUAUUAAAAAAGUGAUUAUGAUCAUGAAACUAUUGGAUUGUUGUAAAAACCCAUCUGAUUUACUAAUGUCCUUUAUGAAAGCAAAUCUGCUGUCCUUAUCGACGUCUAUGUGUGACUCCAUAUCCACUCUUAAGUGCUCCCUGAAAUGGCUUAGCAACCUUUUCAGAUCAAGAGCAGUUGGGGAUGGGCAGUAAGUGCUGAACUUGCCCAGAUCCUGAAGGACGAAUUAAAAGAAGAGCAGUAAGACUGAAUUUACUGUCUCUAUAAUCAGUGCGUGGAGGUAGCAGUCUCACAGAGUGAAACUGUUGCCUGUUAGGAAAAUGAGAGAGAACCGUAUGAGUUUGGAUAACAUAGAAUAAUAAGGUGGAGUGGGUUUGAAUUAUCCAAAAUCCUCCAGCAUUGGCAACAGGUUACUGGAGGAUUCUAUUUUAUGUAUGGUAUUUUUAAAUGUUGAUGUAUUUAUAUGUCAUUUGGAGGUACAUCAUAGAACAAGAAUAGUAGAGCCAUCCUGUCUGUGCCAGAUUGAUCUGAUGAAAACCUAUAUAUUGUUUGGAAAUGUACGAAAACAUAUUUGAAUGGAAACAUGAACAUUUUAAUACUUUUUGCACUGUUGUACAAUAACUAAGAAGUCUGAUGUUUUAUAUGCUCCGUUUAUCAUCAGCCUCAGUUUUUGCAUGUCAAACUAAAUUUCUCAAUACAUUGCUAAUGAAAUUACUGAUGAAAUAAAGAUCUAUUCUGCAAAUGUAUUUGCUUUAAAACCUGCAUCGUCAGCCAUCAUCUUGUUUGAAGUCUGAAGAGAAAAGCACAAUUUUAUGGAAAGUUUGGACAAGCAGACAGUAGUGAGUGAUGUGGGUCAUUGCUCAUGCACCAGCCGCUUGCAGGCAUGUUAGUUCUUUCUAGUCUUUAGCUUCUUAUAAACUCUAAACUGUUCCAUAUCCCAGACUGCUCAUUUUGAACCUCUGUACCUUAGCCUAACUUCCCUCCCCUGCCUCAGCUCAUCUGCUGCUGAAACUCUCAACCAACUUUGUUAUCUUUGGAUAAAAUAUUCCUUUUCUAUUUGGUAAGCUUGUGAUCUUUUGAAUUUCUGUUGCCCUUCACCUAACUUACACCAUCCUACUCAUCUACCACCUGUAACUGAUGACCUACACUUUUCCUGGUUAAGCAAAGCCUCUUGAAAGUCCUCUCCUCAUUUACUGUGGUCUCACCCCUCCCUUUCUGUGUAAUCUU